Molecule: messenger RNA, 6060 nt
Organism: Suncus etruscus (white-toothed pygmy shrew)
Lineage: Eukaryota; Metazoa; Chordata; Mammalia; Eulipotyphla; Soricidae
Gene: TAB3
Product: TGF-beta activated kinase 1 (MAP3K7) binding protein 3
Exons: 8
Coding region: 130-2274 (714 amino acids)
Cellular component (GO): extracellular exosome
Molecular function (GO): ubiquitin binding
Source: RefSeq, a predicted model, not a curated record
GUUUCUUUAAGGCUCUUCUUAGCUGUGAUAGUUUCUCAGAAAAUGACUGCCAUAUUGGAAGAUCACUACUAUCGGAAGGCUGGUUAGAAUCCAUUUCCUCAGAGAAACUUGACCACCAUUUGCUCUGGCAUGGCGCAGAGCAGUCCACAGCUUGAUAUUCAGGUUCUCCAUGACCUCCGCCAACGUUUCCCUGAGAUUCCAGAGGGUGUGGUGUCUCAAUGCAUGCUACAGAAUAACAACAAUCUUGAAGCCUGUUGCCGAGCCCUUUCCCAGGAAAGUAGCAAGUACUUAUAUAUGGAAUACCAUAGUCCUGAUGACAACAGGAUGAAUAGAAACCGCCUUUUGCAUAUUAACCUGGGUAUCCAUUCUCCUGGGAGCUACCACCCAGGAGAUGGAGCACAAAUGAAUGGUGGCCGAACACUGGUACAUAGUUCAAGUGAUGGACAUAUAGAUCCACAGCACACAGCAGGUAAACAGCUGAUAUGUUUAGUUCAGGAACCACACUCAGCUCCAGCUGUGGUGGCUGCUACUCCCAAUUACAAUCCGUUUUUUAUGAAUGAACAGAACAGAAGUGCAGCUACUCCCCCUUCACAGCCACCUCAACAGCCAUCCUCCAUGCAAACAGGAAUGAAUUCAUCUGCUAUGCAAGGGCCUUCACCGCCGCCGCCGCCUCCUUCGUACAUGCACAUACCUCGGUAUAGUACUAAUCCAGUUACUGUUACAGUAUCCCAAAACCUCCCUUCUGGACACACUGUACCAAGAGCUUUACAAAUUCUUCCACAAAUUCCAAGCAAUCUCUAUGGGUCUCCUGGUUCUAUUUAUAUUAGACAGACAUCUCAGAGUUCAUCAGGAAGACAAACUCCUCAGAGUACGCCAUGGCAAUCCUCACCACAGGGCCCGGUGCCUCAUUUUAACCCACGUCCUUUACCUGUGUAUUCACAUCAACAGAACUAUCAGCCUUCUCAGUAUUCUCCCAAACAGCAGCAGAUCCCUCAACCUACCUACCACUCACCGCCUCCUUCUCAGUGUCCUUCUCCCUUCAGCUCUCCACAGCAUCAGGUGCAACCUUCCCCUUUGGGCCACCCAAGUUCCCACAUCUUUAUGCCACCUAGUCCUUCAACUACUCCACCCCAUCCAUAUCAACAAGGACCUCCUAGCUAUCAGAAACCGGGGAGUCACUCAGUAGCUUAUCUCCCAUAUGCAGCAUCUGGCUUAUCCAAAGGAUCUAUGAAGAAGAUAGAAAUUACAGUUGAGCCCUCUCAGAGACCUGGGACAGCAAUUAAUAGGAGUCCUUCACCUAUCAGUAGCCAGCCCUCUCCUCGGAAUCAACACUCACUUUACACAGCUACCACCCCACCUUCAAGUUCUCCUUCGAGAGGAAUAUCCAGUCAACCAAAACCUCCAUUUGGUGUUAAUCCUGUGUAUAUUACAUAUACACAACCGACUGGACCUUCCUGUGCUCCAUCACCGUCUCCACGGGUGAUGCCAAACCCAACGACAGUUUUCAAAAUUACUGUAGGACGAGCAGUAACUGAAAAUCUGUUAAAUUUAGUGGACCAAGAAGAUCAGUCUGCAGCCCCAGAACCUAUUCAGCCCAUUUCAGUAAUACCAGGCUCUGGGGGGGACAAGGGGAGCCAUAAAUAUCAAAGGAGUUCUAGUUCUGGAUCCGAUGACUAUGCCUAUACCCAAGCCUUGCUGUUACAUCAGCGAGCAAGGAUGGAGAGGCUAGCAAAGCAAUUGAAACUUGAGAAAGAGGAGCUGGAUCGGUUGAAGGCUGAAGUGAAUGGUAUGGAGCAUGACCUGAUGCAGAGACGGCUCAGGAGGGUCAGCUGCACCACUGCAAUCCCCACGCCUGAGGAAAUGACAAGAUUGAGAAGCAUGAACAGACAACUCCAGAUAAAUGUUGACUGUACACUGAAAGAAGUUGACCUCCUUCAAUCUAGAGGAAACUUUGACCCAAAAGCCAUGAAUAAUUUUUAUGACAACAUAGAACCUGGCCCAGUUGUGCCUCCUAAGCCAUCUAAAAAAGACUCGUCAGACCCUUGCACAGUUGAGAGGAAAGCCCGAAGAAUUAGUGUGACCUCCAAAGUACAGGCAGAUGUCCAUGACACCCAGGCAGCUGCUGCAGAUGAACAUCUAGCCACACUGAGUCCUCGAACACAGCCUCGAGAUGAAGACUAUGAAGGAGCCCCAUGGAACUGUGACAGCUGCACCUUUCUGAACCAUCCAGCACUCAAUCGCUGUGAGCAAUGCGAGAUGCCCCGGUACACCUGAACUCCAAAGAGAGCGUACCAGUUGGAAGGCAAAACUUUUGAACACACUAGAAGAAAAGGAAACCUCAUCAGCGCAGCCUUUUCAUUUCAGAUAAUAGGGGUGUGGGGGUGGGUGGGAAGGCACAACACUGUAGCACUUGUGCUCACUCAAGGGAAAAGGGGGAUAUUUUUUUCCCUUUCUUAACUCAUUGCAGAAAGAAAGAGAAAGGGAUACUUGAAACAGGGAAAGGAUUGACUCCUGAAAGAAUGUACAUGGAGAAGUCAGGAGCUUUUCUCUGGAAUUGCAAUCGUUAAAGUUACUGCUGAAUGGCCCUAAUUUUUUAAACUAGAACUUUGAUUCAUGGUGUCACGUGUUACAGUUUAUGCAGGCAAACUGUGAAGUUCCAGAGCCAACUUACUUCGUCACAACUCUCUGGAAAACCAAGGCUCGCCAGGCUUCUUCCAUUUGCUUCCUCCUGGAGAGAAGGACAGGAAAAAGCUCCAGAAACGAUUUUCUUUGGGUAGAUUUAAGGGUAUCUGUAAUCGCUGCUUACUUCAGGGGUAAUAGCAACAAAAGCAAGAUGUUUUAAAAUGUGAUUUUUUUAGAAGUCAGGAAUAGGCAUGAUUUGCCUUUUGUUUGAAAUACAAUCAGGUGAAAAGUCACUGGUAACUACGACCCAAUGUCACUGACUAUUUACGUUGCUGCAUGCACUCAACAGGCCAUUGGAUUUUGAAAAUAAGUCUUUGCAAAGUAUGAUUUUAUAAAUGACUCUCUUGUUUCAAAAACCUCUGCUUUGCCAAUAGCACAGUGAAUGAAUGUAUGCCAAAUGUAAAUCCAUUCCAAAAUCCAUUUGGAAAUACUGAGUUCUGCUGUGGUUCUAUAAGAAAUGUUUGUAGUCCCUAGGGCCUUUUUUUUCCCUCCUUCUAAUUUCAUGAUGAAUCUAUAAUGUUUACAGCACAGAUAAUACUUGUGCCAUUAACUAAAAGAAAACUUAACUGUUCAGUGAUGAUUUUUUUGCACAUUUCUUAAUAAACCAGUGUGAGGGAAAUUACAGUUGGCCAAUGUCAUAAUAUUGCACACUGCGUUCAUUUGGGGGACAGAGGAGGCUAAGCCAAGAACUAUUAGGAGAGAUGAAUACAAAGGACAUUGAAACUAUAUACUUUUUAAAUUUUACAUUCUCUGUUCAGAGAAAAUAUUGAAUUAGUUCAGAUAGUUGAGGUGAGGUGAUAUUUAAGCACUCCUUAUUUAUAGCAGAAAUUUAGGGUGUGGGAAAAUGAAGACAUGGAAACUCAUGUGACUCAUGAGGAUGCACCACUGGAAUGUUUUUAAUAGCACAUUUAACUAAGGCUUCUAUCAUGUUUGAAUGUCCUUCCUAACUCAGAAUUGGUCUGGGAAUCUUCUCUUCUUUUUGGUGAAUAUAAACAGCAAUAAACUUGAUACGUUCUCCAGUCUUAAAAGAUUUUCCUGAGGUUAUAACCUUAGGAACAUACACUCUCCCAUACCAGGUAUGCCCUCCACCAUACACUUAAGCUGACAUUGUAUUCUAUUUCAGCAGUAAUUAUUGGCAAACCUGGAAAAAUAGGCUGCACUUAAUACAAUGAAACCAAAGGCAUAACAACUCAUGUUUUCCAUCAGAAUCAUAAUUUCAUCCUCUCCAUACACUUCGAAAACAUUUUUUUCAUCAUGUGGAAAAUACCCUAAAAUAUAUCUACUUGUCUCAGAGUGUGACUGUGUUAUAAUUUUACUGAUAAAACAUCUCUCAUACAAUAAUAACUCUGGCAAAACUGUGAAAUAGUGAGAAAGGAGAUAAGCUUAAAAGCAUUGGCAUGAGGACAGUAUUCUUCCAAGCUUUGUAACACUGGUGGCUGUCAGUCCUACUGUUCUUUAAUACGCCGAUGCCUUUGUAUGGUUUCAUAUCAUUUUAGUGAUGGACAACCCCACUGGGUAUCAAGUAACAAUUUAGGAGAGAAUUUACAUACUGCUUGGUGUUCUAGCUAAAGGUUUACCAGUAUUUUAAUGGUAUGCUGAAGUAGCAACAGUUAACCUGGCAGUUGUCAGGUUAAAAAUAAAAGUAGCAUGUAUGAAAACAGUUUGGUGUUUUAUUAAAAUCAUGUAGAUGACUUAAACUAUUGCAUGAACAUACCUCCAAGCUGUGAUACAGUAGAUGCAUGGUUCCAGUCCUUUGGUGAUAUAUCUAGUAAAUCAUUGUUUUCACCUGCCAGGAAAAAGGGAGAAAAAAAACAGUCUACUUGAUUGAUAGGUGUAGAAGGGUGGGGGAUGAGACAUCAGAGAUUGAUGUAAGGAAGGUUUAUAUGUUUAUUUUUGGUCAUGCACAAGUUUCACAUGCCAACACAGGCUGUACUAGUUUUUAAUUGUAACUGUGCCCAUAUAUGGACUACUUGUCGAUGAUCAGUUUGACAUGAAUGCCGCCACUUCUCAAGGUGCCUUUCCCCAGUGAUCACCUAUUGGAUGGCAUCAGUGGUAGAAUAUAGAUGUGACGUGGCUUGCAUGCUGAGGACCCUAGAGUCUUUGGAUUAGUUGGUGCACUUCUUGUUUCUAGUAAAUCGUUUCUUAUAAAUCUGAUUAUAUAUUUUACAUUAUUUCACUAUUUUAUAAACUGGGUUUUUAGAAAGCACAUUUGCCAUUUUGUUAAAAUGCAAUACCCCUUCAUUUUUGGAGUUGAUCUUAAAAGAGUCUGAAGUGGUCAGAAAGGAGCCAGAGACUUCCUAAGUAUUGUGUAAAAUGUUUCGAAUUGAUAAUGACCUUGUUUAGUAGAACUUAGAGGCAGUUGUUUUAAAGAAAAGAAAUGCAUUGUAAAAAAAAAGAUAGUUGUUUUACAGCAGAUUAAUGAUGGGUGGAGAAAGUCCUGUUUAAUCUGUUUUAUUUCCCUGGAAGAAAUGGGAAGCGUGAUAAGCAGUUUAAUAAUUUUUAAGGAGCUGGUCUCAAUUUAAAUACUUUUUAAUUAUGAAAAGAAAUGUUUCCUCAAAUUUUGUCAUUGCUUUGUCACAGUUAUCUAGGGUUCAUAUCCAACUUCUGUGGCAACUCAAUUUUAUAUAGUAUUUUCAAAGGUAAUUGUAAUGUCUUGACAGUAUAAACAAAAAAGAACCUAAGACAUAGAAAAUUUGUCCUUUAAAAAUACCAAUGAUCUAUCCUGUAAUGUGAAAAUGUCCCUUUGUAGUUAAAAUUGAUUUAUUUUAAUAUUGUAUUCAUUGUUCAGACUGAACGAGUUCAUGUUAUAGUAUGUCUGUAUAUCUGUAAAGGAACAGCAGUUGAAAUGUUACUUUAUAAAAUUAGAAUAAAUCAGGCACUGUGUGUUGCACCACUACUGUAUCUUUUCAAAAGAAUUAAUAGUAUUUUAUUAUAAAAGUUAAUUCUGAUGUUUUCACAUUCACCAGACAUGCAUUUUUUUCUGUAUUAUUUGCACCCCCCAAAUAUUUAAUACAAGUAGAUUCUGCAUGGCUUGGGGCACUCGGAUUAAUAUAAUGAUGACUCAAUUUUAUUUCAAAAGCCAUGAAAAUUUGCUUUGAGACUGAACAAUUCUGAACUCUUAUUUAUGACACCCGACGUCCAUGUUUCCCUACUGUUAAAGAAUUGAUCAGUUUCCUCAUUAAAACAGCAAAAACAAAAGACCUUAUUAAAUCUUGUAAAUACCAUGUCUCUUAGAUUUCUGUGUAUGCUGUGAAUCAGAUUUUUGAGAUGAAAUUGUACAAAGGCAUAUCGAAGGUUAUGCAUGCAUCGAACUUCCAAACAAUACAGAUUCGGAAAUUCCAAGAUUUCUGCAAAAUAAAUGAACUAAAGCAAACACUA